This is a messenger RNA of Alligator mississippiensis (American alligator), 9183 nucleotides long. RefSeq names its product chromobox 6 (gene CBX6). The coding region runs from base 50 to 1276 and encodes 408 amino acids. NCBI's taxonomy places the organism in Eukaryota, Metazoa, Chordata, Crocodylia, Alligatoridae. The transcript has 5 exons. The record is from RefSeq and is a predicted model, not a curated record.
GAGGGAGUAUUAUGGGCUGUGGGAGCUGCCGCGGCUGCUGCUGAGCAAGAUGGAGCUGUCUGCAGUGGGGGAGCGCGUCUUCGCGGCCGAGUCCAUCAUCAAGCGGCGGAUCCGCAAGGGACGCAUCGAGUACCUGGUGAAAUGGAAAGGCUGGGCCAUCAAGUACAGCACUUGGGAACCUGAAGAGAACAUCCUGGACUCCCGGCUCAUUGCAGCUUUUGAGCAAAAGGAACGGGAGCGGGAGCUGUAUGGGCCUAAGAAGAGAGGACCCAAGCCUAAAACUUUCCUCCUGAAGGCUCGGGCCCAAGCGGAGGCCCUCCACAUUGGGGAUGUGCACUUCUCUGUCAAGCCUGGCUCCAGCACCUCGUCACCCAAGCUCCACUCUAGUGCCGCGGUGCACCGGCUCAAGAAGGACAUCCGGAGAUGCCACCGCAUGUCCCGCCGCCCCCUGCCCCGCCCGGACCCCCAAAACAGUGGGAGUAUGGGCGGGGCAACCGGCAUCCGUCCUCCAGUCUCGCCUUUCUCGGAGACCGUCCGCAUCAUCAACCGCAAGGUGAAGCCUCGUGAGCCCAAGCGCAGCCGCAUCAUCCUCAAUCUAAAGGUCAUUGAUAAGGGGGGGAAGACCACCAAUGGGUCAGGGGCGCUGGCUCGGCCAAAGAUCCCCUCCCGAAACCGUGUCAUCGGCAAGAGUAAGAAGUUCAGUGAGAGCGUCCUCCGCUCCCAGAUCCGCCACAUGAAGUUCGGCACUUUCUCUCUGUAUAACAAGCCGUCUGCCACACCAGCCUCAUCACUGGAGGGGAAGACGGAAGCAGAGGGUUCCCAAGCAGCCUCCUGUGGGCUGAUCAUGGGCUCCACCCCUUAUGAUGCCCGCAGCUCCAGCUCCUCUGGCUGUCCCUCACCCACCCCACACUCCUCAUCUGACCCAGAUGAUUCUCCCCCAAAGCUGCUUCCCGAGACCCUCAGCCCUGCCAUCCCUGACUGGCGAGAGUCAGAAGUGCUCGACCUCUCCAUCCCGCCUGAGUCAGCAGCAACCAGCAAGCGGUCACCCCAGGGGGGAUGUGGCGGGGGCCAGACACCACCAUCAUCAUCCCUCUCCUCCUCCGACCCAGAGCAAGAGGCAGGCGACUGGCGCCCCGAGAUGUCCCCAUGCUCUAAUGUGGUGGUCACGGAUGUCACCAGCAACCUCCUGACGGUCACCAUCAAGGAGUUCUGCAAUGCGGAGGAUUUCGAGAAGGUGGCAGCGGGUGGAGGAGGUGGCGGCAGCAGCAGCAAGUGAGCAGCUGGAUCCCUGUGCCGGGGUGGGGGGAGGCUCUGCUGCGAGAAGUCAUGGUGUGAAUGGCUUGUGGUUAGUUUUCUUCUUCUCCCCCCUUCCCUCUCCCUUUUUGUUUUUUUUGUUUUGUUUUGUUUUGUUUUGUUUUUUUUGUGGGUUUUUUUCUUUUUCCUUCCUGCUUGGAGACUGGGGUGGGAUGGGGGUGAGGGAGGCUAGAAAUCUGAGGUUCCCAGAUGUCACCGCUGUGAGCGGGUGGGGUGGGAAGCUAUUGAUCCUCAAGGAACAUGUCAAAUUGGUGUGGAGCCUGGGGGGUGGGGAGAAUGUGUGUGUGUAUGUGUGUUUGGGGCAGGGAAGGAUCUCCCCACCACCCUACCUGAAGGUGCUGGUGAGCUUUUGCUCUUGGUAGAGAGGGCAAGGGGUGUCGAAAAGGGAGCCCAUGACAAGUACAUGGUCCCUUCUGGUUCUUCUCCUUGUUUUCUCCUGAGGCAGCUCCUAAUCUUGUCCCCUUUCUGUGGUAUGGAUUGGCUCUCUCCUGCCAUCUGGCCAAUGAUACCUGACAUCAUCAGAAAGACAGACAGGAGAUCAGACCAUAAAGCAUUGUGGCCAGAACCCAAUUGCAGCACAGCCCACAUAUGGGUGUCUGCUCUUGCAGUUCAUGACCCAGGCUCACUUCCUUCUUGCUCUUAUGAUUGGUGCUAACUUGGCAGUUGUACGGGCAUUUUGAGACCACCUGGGCCCUUACUCCUUCCUUUCUUCUGCUUCUUCCCUCCUGGAUCUUCCAAUAUGUUCAGCCUCUUUGGGACUGUUGCUUCCAUUCUGGAUCUUCCUCCUAGUGUUCAUCACUUGCACUUGCUUGGGUACAGGGCAUAAAGUAGCCUUCCUAAGCUUUUCUGUGGUGGAAGUGGGAGAACUGCACAUCCGUCCUUCAGUCCAGGGGGAGAAAUGUACUUGGAGUGAUGGUGCCCCAGCAGGGUGUGGCCAACAGGUCAUCUUGCACAGAGCUCCACCAAAUCAUUUUACUAUCCUUGCCCUGCUGGUGGCAGGAAGGUGGUCUCCUCAGUUUGAUCUGUUCAGUUGGUGCACUGGAGUGGAUUCACCUCUGCCUUUCCAAGGUCUGAAAUUGCCUCUACAAUUGUCAACCAAAGGUGCUAAGAACCUGUUGUAAGACUUACUGGGUCUCUUACACAUGUGCACGAGUGUGUGUGCAUGCAUAUGCUUCUCCCAACUCCCUAGUUUCUUACUGAACAUGAUUAAAAAAAAAAUAAAUCUGAAAUCACCCCCACCCCUUGCACCUGGGAGCAGGUGAGUGCAGCUUCCAUCAUUCCCCUUCCCCUCUGUGCUGUUAAUUUCCAAGCCACAAAAGCACUCUACUCUGCUGUUUGUGAACGAGCUUGGUGGUAAGAUGCCCUUCUCUUGUUUUUUCCGCUGGUGUGGUGCUGAAUCUGAGGAAAGCGGAGACAAGGGGAAGAGAGGCUGAUACAGUCCAUCUUCGUUUGUGUCCUUGCAUCUGCCUUGAUACCAUUUUUGUGAGUGGGAGGGUAUUGGGCCCUCUCAUCAUAGGACCCAUACAUUUAUCUUACCUUUUAUAUGCAUGUGGAGUGGGUGGGAAUGUGGGAAAGGAACUCUGUCCAGAUGGCUCAUCAUCACCCAAAGAGCAGAUUGAACUGGGUGGAGUUCACACUUCUUGCAGGUGGCCACCAGAAUUCAGGUUCUAAUCUGAAAUAAGUGUCCACAGGGAUUUGCGUCAAAACUACAAGAAGUGCAAAUUAAAACCAGUUUAAUUCAAGCUGCAUGUCAGCCAUCUGAGAGAUGCUUCCAGGUGCUGUUAUUCUCACCCUGUGUGCACAUUAUUAUUAUUAUUUUUUUAACACACAAUAUUUAGCAGCUAUGUUUGCAGGGGAGUGGGGAGAAGGAGUUUUUUUUCCCCCCCAUUCAUUCACCAAUUCAAGGCUUCCUGUAAUGUGUGUGUAUGCGUAUGUAUGUGUGUAUUAAUAUCUGCCUGUUGUCUUUGUGGGUUUUGAGUUUUUUGCAUCUUUCUUUCACCUUGCGCACCCAGGAUUCUCUUAUUUCUUGACAGCUUAUUCUUAUGGCUGCAGCUUCGAGGACAGGUGGCUUGGGACAGGGGAAGAAUAUCUAUAUUAGGGGAAAUAGCAAGGAGACCUGUAUUAAGGAAAAGUUUUUUAGAAAAUAAUUAUUUUAUGAGGCUGCAAGAUAAGAGGAACUAUUUUAUGGGGUAGAUGCAUACUGGCCAGUCACUUUUUUUUUUUUUUUAGUCGUUUGGUUACUGUUUGGCGUGUAUGUGGUGGUGUUCCUGUUUUGUGGUAAUGAAGUUCAGAAAUGUUCAAAAAAGUUUGUGGGAGAUAAAAAGGGAACUUGUAAUAGGAAACUCUUGACGUGUUUUAGCCAAGAAUUGUUUACUUGGCCAAAUUCUUUUUUUCCCCCCCCCGCCCCUGGUGUCUGUUGUUCGGUGUUCUUGGAUAGUUUCCAAACUGAAGGGUUUUCGCCUUCCUCUGGAGUGAUGAAUAACAGGAUCGUCCAUUAGGAGCUGCAGAUGGGUCUGUUGUAGGGAACCUCUAUGAGGACCGGACAGUUGGUGACCCUUCUCUGCAGUUGGGAGGUGAGGGGGCUACUGGGCUUUGGAGGAACUUGCAUCCUAGAUCAACUUUGUAUUGGAAAGAAGUAUGAUCCAGUCAGCAGAAGUAGCUAGACCACUUUUGGGUGAUGUCCCUACCUUGAGUGGGUUAUCUGCAGGGACUGAACCUCUGGAUCUAAAAGCAUGAGCCUCUCUACUGCUUGAAUUAAGGACCAUCUCUGAGUGCAGUAAGACCCUCAAGCUUUGUGUGGUCCAGUUACCAGAGACUGAUGAAGAUUUAUGCUGGUAUAAAAGUGGCUUUAUACUCACCUUUUAUGAAUUUUUCUCCCUACUCUUAACGGGAGAUAGAAAGGAAGGUCCCACCCAUGCCCUUUAGAAAGGGCAUGAGGUCAGACGAGGGGUUUAUUCAAAAGCAUCCCCCCUCCCCCCUAAAAAAAAACAAAAUAAACAGGGAAGCAUUCUCUGUGUCUGUGCCAUGUAUGUUCUCUUGUUGUGUUUUUAGAGGAGAUUUUAUGAUGGAGUGGAAAAAGUGAAAUGACUAGUUUUGCAAAAAAGAGAAAAGUUAAAAAAAAAAAGACAUUUCUACAGGGAGAGAGAGAGUUUUAAAAUGAAUAAUAAAUGCAGUGAUUGCACAAACUGUAGUGGUAUUGGAUGGUCCUUAGAGAAGAGAGUAUUUUGUAGUAUUAAAGUGUUUGUGUGUCUGGGAUGGUCUUUGGCUCACUUAAACUGGAGAAGGAUGUUAAGGGUAAGCAGCAAUUUCUGAUCUGAAGAGGCAAGUCACAUUUUGGAGGAACCCUGGAUAUUUACCCUUCUCUUCGCCACUUCCCCAAACCUUGGAGUGACCUCCAUCCAGCAACCUUACCAGACCUAAGCCCCCUCCCCUAUCCACUCCUCUCCACAGAUAAGAUGGAGACUUUGAACUGUUGCCCCAUCCCUUCCUGGGUGCAAGGGUGCCAAAGUUGUAGCCGAAGUGGUAAAUCCUAUUCUGGCAGAGUCCAGGAGAGGCUGAUGGCAUGGAAACGGUCUGUUGACUUCCUCUGCCUGCAGGUUGUGCCACUGAGACGUUCAGGCCAGCUUGCACUUUCCUUGCCAAAUAACCACCCCAAGCAGGAGUAGAAUAAAGGCAGCACAACUCCCCUCCUAGUCUCUUGGUCCCUGCCACCUAUCCAUAAGGCAAUGGCAUUUUACAUAUGGAAGGUUGGAGGUUUAAGACCCGGCUAGACAAAGCCUUGGCUGGGAUGAUCUAGUUGGGGCUUGUCCUCCUUUGAGCAGGGGGUUGGAUUAGAUGACCUCCUGAGGUCCCUUCCAGCCCUCAUUUUCUAUGAUUCUAAGUUGUCACCCCAGCAUUGAAAGAGCACAGUCCCAUCUGAGUUGGUGUCCCAUCUCUGGCAGUGGCCAAUGCCAGAUCUUCAGAGGAAAGCGAAAACCCCUGUGUGUACUUGAAGUUUCAGACAGCUGGGGAGUGCCCUUUCCUUGGGAGUGCUGGGGUUCACAGGGUGUGGGGGGACAAUGGGUGACAUGGGGUGGGGGGUUGCCAGGAGCAGGGCUGUAUUCUGUUGGUGGGGUGCUGCUUCACUGUCUCUUGAAGUGAAAGAGGCUGCUGUUGCCAUCGCGCCUCAUGUCUGCGCUGUGUGGCGGUCACCGGAUCUGUUGGGGUGACCGUAAGAAAGAAGACAACCAAACAUUGGCCUCUGAAUGUAACAAAAGUGAGUGGACGGAGGUCACCUGGCAAAAUGUUUUGUUUUGUUUUUUCCCUUGUCAGGGUCUCUCCUGUGCAUUCUGGGUAAAAACCAACCAUCGAAACAAAACUACUUCCCUUGUCUGGCUGGUCUUGGGAGCUCACUUUCUCCUCUUCUCCCUGCCCCCUGAGCUCUGCUAGUGCUCUUCCCUCAUGACCUGCAGCUUUCAUACUGAACAAACAUAUGUGCCAGGGGUGGGUAAAUGCAGCCCACCAGGCCAUUCUAUCCAGCCUGCGGGGCCCCUAAAAAAUUUUAGAAAAUUAAUAUUUAUCUGUCCCUGGCUGCCUGCCAUGCAGCCAUUGAUGGCUUGCCAAAACUCAGUAAGCAGCCCUCUGCCCAAAAUAAUUGCCCACUCCUGGUAUAUGCCAAUCUCCUACCUUUGCACAGCACUCCACUCUAGACUGAUUGGAGUUGGGAUAGUUCCAUGAAGCUGACAAGGAUGCAAUGCCUUUUCCAGGGGUGGGAGGGUAUACGUAGGCACUAUGGACUCUGGAAGGUGGUCCUGGUUUCUAAUCCUGGGUGAACCACUGAUUCUCUUUGUAUUUUCAGGGGUGAGGGGAGUUUCUUUGUCUACCAGUACUUGAGUUUCACGUGUACCACCACCCCUUACCUCCCCCAAGCUGAGGGGGAAGGUCAGACCCUCCCUCUGUUAUCAAAUAGGUGCUGAGCUGAGUCUUCCUGGGGAAUAAAAUCCCCUUCCUGGCCCCUGCUUUUAGGGGAAGUUUCAGCAGCUUUGCAAUACUUCCAACAGCUGGUUUAAUCCCCUUCCCAGGUGCCUAUCCUUCUGGGAAUGGAGAGGCACCCUAAAGAACACACUGAGGUGUAGCGCUGGUCGAGGGCAUGGAAGCAUUUUUUCCCUCACUCCUGCCUUUCUGGCCACCUCGGUAACUGUGGCAUUGGUGGUGGGGAAAGGGGGGGUAAUGAAACCACUGGGGGAGACCCUUCUUCCCAAGUGGUGUGAAAUUCUAGUUGUGUAGAGGGGGCAUGUGCAGGGAGGUGUGACAAGUCUAAGAUGGGGGAGAGGGUUUAUGCUUGCUGGCCUGUCCGGACCCCCUCUUUCCCCUGCCCCACUUGCCUUUUAUCCCAAGGCCUUGCACUUCUUGCCUGGCGCACCCUGUACUCCAAUAUUGCUUGCUUUGCUGCAUAUUUCGAUUCUGCCCAAUAAUCGUGCAAGAGCUGGGAUCUUAUUUACUUUUUUAUAUAAAAAUAUAUAUAAAUAUUAAAGAAUCCUCCACGUAACCCGUCCCAAUCCUUGUACUGAAGGCAGCAUGGUCCAGAGGGUUGAUCUUGAGGCUGGGAACUAGGUGCUGCUGGGUUCUUUUCAUUUGAUUUGCUGUGGCCUUGUCCCAGCUGGUUCACUGCCCUGUGUCUCCAUUUCUUGUACUCUGCCAUGGGGAGAGAGCAUCCUUCUCAUUUGUACAGAGCUAUCUAGGUGCCAGAUAUUGCUUCAGAAAAGCCCCUUGUUUGACCUCAACUCAUUUUGUUGCUGCUCUGGUGUUGAACACGGCAGUGUUUGGGGCUGUCCCCCAAACAUACAUUUCGGGGGAGGGGAGAAUCUACCACCACCACUUCCACCACUGUUGCCCAGAACUGGCCUACAUCUGAUCUGUGUCUUGGCAGCUCCUACUUGCUUUCCUCCAUCUAUGGCAAAGCAGGGCUGACACAGGCUAUUGUGUUCUGGGAUUUGUAUGUUGGCUAAGAUGUGCUAUACACUUCCAGGGUCAAGAGAGCCCUUACUGGCUUUUAAAGAAGACUGGGGACUUGCUGACUUCUGCCAGCUCCUUUUAAAAUGUCUCCAUCCAGGUACAAAGUGGAGAUGCCAGUUAUCUCCAUGGUUGUAACCCUGGCAGUUCUGUCCCUCCCAUCUUCUGUGUAGCACAAGAUGAAACUCUAUGGGAUUGUGCAGAAGUGCAGAGCUGAAUCCAAGGCAAGCUUUCCACCCUAAUGGUACACAUUAUCUAUCCAGCCUUAUGAGGACAUUCUGCUCUCAUGUCAAAAGGGCUGGAGGGUGGGAAUCUGUCUGGGAAACUGCAGAGGCAGUCCCAGCAAUGGGUGGAGUGGAGCAAGGAACCCCCUGGUUAGUGCAAAAUGGGUGGGGAAAAGGAAAAACAAUGACAUGAGAAAAUCGGUAAGAAUAAUUGGAGUGGUGCCAUCUUAAAUGGUGGUAGUGGUGGAUGGCUUGAAGUAUCAAAUUUGAGGAAGGCACUGGUGGCUGCUAAACAGAUUCAGGGUUAGUCCCCUGAGGAGGCAGCACCUCAGGAGGACCUGAUUCCGCGAAGUGUGCAUGCUUAAAUCAAUUCCUCUUUGGCAAAAGCACUUAAAGUAUGUCCUAGACUUUAAGAAGUCUGUCAUUUAUAUGUCAAAACGCUUCACAGAAUCGGAGCCUUUCCAGUUGUUUUAAGAAUCAGCAUGAAAAACAUGACCACAGUCUUUGUGCUUCCUUCAGCAAGGACAGAGGAAAUAGCUGGGUCAGCAUGUAUCUGGAGUAGCCCUGAUGCUUCUGACACUAGGGGAAGGUAAGGGAGGGGUUGGCCUAUGUCCUUGUUGGAGGAAGGAGCAAUAGCUAGUCUCUAAAUUCAAGUUCUUAAACAUAAUUUUAAAAAUGUUCUGACCUCUAUAUUUUGGAGAUAAGCUACUUGAUACAUCCCUACCCUGUUUCCCUGCCCUUGAGUCCCCUCCCUUUACGGCAGAUUUUUUCAUCAGAAAUGUUUUUUUGUUGGUUUUUUACCUUCUGCAUAGAAAAUUGCAAGGUGCUGGUGGGGAAAUCAGGGUUUCCCCUGUUUGCCUUUUCCUUCCCAUCUCCUGGUGCCAGGCUUUGGCUCCGAUCCUGCAGACUUAUGCACACAGUUUCAGCAUCCAAGUACUCAUGGAUCUCUGUGGUACUUGGCUGCUUUGGGUUAAGCAUGUGCUUGUGUCCUGGCAAACCCUUUUAAAAAAUCUCGGAUUUGUGUAAUGGUGACAGUCCUAAUACAACCCAGUUGUUUUUUCCCUCACUUGGCACAGAGUGGAGGUAGUGACUUUUUUUUUAAUUUAAAAUAAGCCUAAACAUGUAUCUUGUAAUUUUUUUUAAUUUUGAAAAAUGCAUUUAAUUAAAAUCGUGCCCAGAUAAAUUGUGUGUGUGUGUAUAUAUAUACAUAUGUAUAUGUAUAUAUCUAUCUAUAUAUGUAUAUAGAUAGAUAUAUAUCUCUAUCUAUAGAUAGAUAGAGAUAUAUAUCUAUAUCUAUCUAUAUAUAUAGAUAUAUAUAUUAUUUUUUGUCUUGCAAUUUUCAUUUUUAAAUAGUGUUUGCAUUUUUUUUGUUUUUGUUUUAUUUUUAAAUCCAGUUCCCAGCUGGCUAAACUCUGUCUGGAGUGGAUGGAUGGGAAGCAUAGUCUGGGGGGGAAAGUGAUAGGAUCAUCCCUCCCAUUAGCGUUUCCAACGGAGAAUUGGUUUGCUCCGGGUCUGGGGUAGGGGGUUGUGCUAAUUACUCUUGUAUUCUUGUACAUUUUGUUCUUUCUGCUGCUUUUGAAUAUUGUAUCAAUGCCAGAAAUGGGGAAUUAAAAGAGGAAAAAAAAACCCCAAUAAAUUGUUACAUUCCAAAGUC